AUGCGGCUUAUCCUAUUCGCUCUUUUGGCCACUGCCGCUGGUUUGCCUAUUACAUCUGCCAAUCAGCAGUCUAAUGUGUUGGGAUUGAAACGUUUUGUGGAUAGAGUGAGGAUUGGUGAUGUUAUUGAGGGUUGUACGGGAGUCAGUUGUGUUAAUAGAUCAAUUACCAAUAUCAGAGAUCAAGCUAUUUCGAAAAGUCUUGAUGGUGUUCAAAACGGUGCCGACGAAGAGGAUGUUAAUGAAGAUAAAAAUGAAACUGCGAUUGAAGAAGGAAGAGGUAAAAAAGGAAAAAAGAAAAAGGGCUAUGGAAAAAUGAUGAUGGCCCUUGCUGGAUUUACAAAAGCAGUGAUUUUGUAUUUCAUGAUUCACGCUGUCGCUGCCCUCGCUGGUAAAGCUCUUAUCGUUGCUAAAAUUGCACUAGCGAUAGCUGUAGCAGUGGCACUUAAGAAAUCUUCAGAACAUAAAACCUCGUACGAAAUAGUAAAACAUCCACAGUACAGCAGCGUCCACACACAUAGCUCCAGCGUCGACUACGACCAUGGAAGCGGUGGUUACGAAGGUAGCAGCCGUAGAAGACGAGAGUUGAUCCGAUAAAUUUUUUUAUCUAUCAUAUUCCGAUUUUAUUAUUUUUUCCAUUAAC
Messenger RNA from Phymastichus coffea, 640 nucleotides. RefSeq lists its product as uncharacterized. The transcript has 3 exons. The coding region runs from base 1 to 594 and encodes 197 amino acids. Lineage: Eukaryota; Metazoa; Arthropoda; Insecta; Hymenoptera; Eulophidae. The record is from RefSeq and is a predicted model, not a curated record.